Molecule: messenger RNA, 5645 nt
Organism: Cyprinodon variegatus (sheepshead minnow)
Lineage: Eukaryota; Metazoa; Chordata; Actinopteri; Cyprinodontiformes; Cyprinodontidae
Product: CCR4-NOT transcription complex subunit 6
Exons: 12
Coding region: 144-1838 (564 amino acids)
Biological process (GO): nuclear-transcribed mRNA poly(A) tail shortening
Cellular component (GO): cytoplasm; CCR4-NOT complex; nucleus
Molecular function (GO): poly(A)-specific ribonuclease activity; protein binding
Source: RefSeq, a predicted model, not a curated record
GCGCUGUUAUCGAGAGAGCGAGAGAAAAAAAAUCCCUCCAGUCGCCAUGAUACAGCAGCGGAAACGGGGAAGAAGUAGCUAGAAAACAAAAGAGAACACGCAGUCGUCCUCGCGAUUUGGUAUGCUCUUGCAGUGUUAUAGGAAUGCCCAAGGAAAAAUAUGACCCGCCGGAUCCCAGGCGGAUGUACACAAUUAUGUCUAGCGAGGAGGCAGCAAAUGGGAAGAAGUCAUACUGGGCUGAGCUGGAAAUCAGUGGCAGAGUAAGAAGUCUCAGCACAGCCCUGUGGUCUCUAACCCACCUCACUGCCCUACACCUCAGUGACAACUCAUUGUCACGCAUCCCGCCAGACAUUGCCAAACUACACAACCUGGUGUACCUGGAUCUCUCAUCCAACAAGAUCAGGAGCCUGCCGGCAGAGCUCGGCAACAUGGUGUCUCUCAGGGAAUUGCUUUUAAAUAACAACCAGUUGCGAGUUCUCCCAUUUGAAUUGGGAAAACUUUUUCAGUUACAGACACUGGGGUUAAAAGGAAAUCCACUUGCACAAGAAAUUAUGAGCCUCUAUCAGGAACCUGAUGGCACACGGAGACUGCUCAGCUACUUGUUGGACAAUCUGGCGGGGGCUAUAAAGCGCAGUUCUCUCUUCUGCCCAGUACCCACAGAGCAGCCACCAGCCAGGUCGUGGAUCUCACUCCAGGAACCGGACCGAACACGUCCAGCAACACUGUUCUCUGUUAUGUGUUACAAUGUGCUGUGCGAUAAGUAUGCCACACGACAGCUAUAUGGCUACUGCCCCUCCUGGGCUCUAAACUGGGAGUACAGGAAGAAAUCUAUCAUGCAGGAAAUCAUGGGCUGCAAUGCAGACAUCAUCAGUUUGCAGGAAGUAGAAACGGAGCAGUACUACAAUUUCUUCUUGCCAGAGUUGAAAGAGCAGGGAUACGACGGGUUCUUCAGUCCAAAGUCUCGCGCCAGAACAAUGUCUGAGUCGGACCGUAAACAUGUGGACGGAUGUGCAAUUUUCUUCAAAACGGAAAAGUUCAGUGCUGUGCAGAAGCACACAGUGGAGUUCAACCAGCUGGCUAUGGCGAACUCCGAAGGCUCAGAGGCAAUGUUGAACAGGGUGAUGACGAAGGACAACAUCGGGGUCGCUGUACUGCUGGAAGUUCGCAAAGAGAUAAUGGAAAUGUCUUCUGGUAAGUCACUCCAUGGCUUGGACAAGCAGCUUCUGCUCGUUGCAAACGCUCACAUGCACUGGGAUCCCGAGUACUCUGAUGUCAAGCUGGUCCAGACCAUGAUGUUCCUGUCAGAGGUGAAGAAUAUCGUGGACAAGGCAACACGCAGCUUCAAGAUUUCCACGUCUGGUGAGACCAGCGCCAUUCCACUGGUGCUGUGUGCUGAUCUCAACUCCUUACCCGACUCUGGUGUGGUGGAGUAUCUGAGUACCGGUGGGGUGGACUGCACCCACAAAGACUUCAAGGAGCUUCGCUACAGUGACAGCCUGACCAAAUUUAACUGCAACGGAAAGAACAGCACGUCCAACGGCAAGAUCACCCACGGCUUCAAGCUGAAGAGCGCCUAUGAGAACGGCCUAAUGCCUUACACCAAUUACACCUUCGAUUUUAAGGGUGUCAUCGACUAUAUUUUCUACUCCAGGCCUCACCUGAACGUGCUGGGCAUCUUGGGCCCCCUGGACCCUCACUGGCUGGUAGAGAACAAUGUCAGCGGCUGCCCACACCCCCACAUCCCCUCUGACCACUUCUCCCUCUAUGCUCAGCUGGAGUUGCUCCUGCCCAGUGUACCCUCCCAGGUCAAUGGGCUUCACCUGCCUGCACGCAGGUAGUGAGCCCCUGCCAUGCCACCAGGGGGAGCUGCAACCACAGCUUCUCCCUCAACCAGCUCUUACCUCCGCCACCUCUGGAGGAGGGAGACCGAAACAAAACCGACACAACCUACAAAAUAUUCGUACAUUGAGGUCUGGCUGACAGGGAUUUCGUAUACAAUGUUAUAGAUAUUCUAUAUUUUUCUUUUUUUCUUUCUGAUUUUCUUUUUACGUCCUUUUUUAACUGCUUGGUUCAGUCCUGUUUAUGUAUCAAGUGUUUUUGGACUCCCUCUUCUCAUUCGGUUCAUAAACCCCUGCAUACUUUAUUUUCGCCAUCUUUCCAACUAGAGGGGAUGGUAGCUCAUUCAGAUUCAUUACACGAGGCUCUGUGUGGUUUAAUAGGGAGGCUCAAAAGCGGCUGAGUGGGUGACAUUUAGCUGAGAAGCUGAAGAGCUGUCUGUCUGUCUGUCCCUGUAUAAAUCUAAAACCAGCAAAGACAGCAGACUCGUCGGUCUCAGUCCGCUAUGUUUGGCUCGUGCUCGUUAUCCAUCUGCGCUCUGGGCAGCCGGCGUCAAUUGUCAGUCGGGUUUUGAGCCGCUUUUUUAUCACUAGAUAAGCAUCCUAACCAGCGGAUGCACUGCAGCUGAUCUGAGGGGAUAUUUUCUGCUGUCAUUCUGUGGUGCUCAGGCCUUUUUUUUUGUGUGGUCACGGCCUCCUGCGGUGCUACAAGAUAGUCCACAACUCUGACCCCUGGUCCUGGUGCAUUGACAAGCAGAUUAGUGGGACAUCAGCAGUUUUAAGAAGGAAAAUAAAGAGAAACUGAGAGCAGCUACCAUCCUUUUUGCAGACAGUUUCCCCCUCCGGCUUGUAUAAUUGCUAUGCUAGUCAUGUGUCCCGGAGUAUCAGAUUUUUUUUUUACGGUAAGGAGCAAGGGAGUUGGGCCGAUCGACAGAGGGAGGGGGGGCUUUAGCAAACCUUUUCAGUGUCGUUUGCUUUUUAGCCAGAGAGUGAAAAAUGGCUGACGAGUAAAACCAGCAUUCCUCUCACUAUCAGAUGACCUCCAACUUCACUCAUGCAAGCUGUCACACAAAAACACACACACACACAGAGGUAAUGUGCAGGCAGAUGUGUAGCACUGUCUCGAAGGCCAGUAGUGAACCCCACCCCACCCCAGCCAUACGUUCACACACAGGAGCAGUGAUUUUUCACCAGAGUGUUUGUACAGAAUAGAAAUCUAGACUCAGUCUUUACAUGAUUGUAUAUGAAACACAAAAAGACCUGUUUUCUGGCAUUUUUUUGUACGAAGAAUAAAUUAUGGUCAGAUUAAGGAAAAAAAAAAAAAGAUUGUAUUGUAAACUAUGGCUAAAUUUUUAUCCAGUUAAUGUUAAGAUGAAUUAAUAUUACCAGCUUGUAAAAGAGACGUCAGAGGAGGCUGCUCGCGCCGUUUGCUGUUUUCUUCUUUGCACUCCCAGGAGAUUAACUGUAACGCCUCAGCAUCGUUUUGAUUCAUUUGCUAUGAUGUAAAUAGACAGUCGAUUUUUACCUGUUGCUUUCUGCCCAUUAACAAAGCCGACGAUCCGGACUGAUGCCGAUUUUGUUUUGUUUUUUUCGGACGGAAGGACACCCUGCGCCGACCCAAGUCAGUUCACCUGGCUCCAAAGCGAAGUGUAAACGACUCAACACGGAGAAAAGUCCUGCGCGUACGUCUCGUACUCACUGUAGCAGUUGAUGUUGUCUUGCACUAUUUACAUUCAACGAUAGCUCGAGCAGCCUCCUCUCCUUUUAUUUUUAAAUACUGUUGAGAUAUUUGUGAAGAUUUUAUGUCUUUUUUUUUUUUUUUUUGUUAAUGUUCAGUUCCUUUUUUUUAAUGAAAUGUGACGAUGUUCUGAUGAUGUGUAUAUCCUUCCCAUUCAUUGAGCUCUCUAGUAAUCAGGUAUGCUCCGCUGACCCCCCCCUCUCCGCUGUAAGGAAACGUGAGCGGGGUUUUCUUUAUACAUUCACUCAGAUUAUUUCUGCGCCCAGAUGACCUGCUUCCCCACCAACCCAGCUUCCUUCCUGGCCACAAAUAUACUCGCGAGCAUAUCCCUCUCCCCUCAUCAUAAACCACCCAACCUCAAACUUUUUCUGAUACACUUCUCAAAUGUUUUAACCUUUUUUGUCCCACUUUUCUUUGUGUAGAUUUUCUACCCUUGCCAUUGCAGCUAUAGUGCCAUUUGUGGACCGCCCCCCUGCCCCUUGCCUUUUGUAUUGGAAAGGGUGGAAGAGCCCAUUUGAUCUCUGCUUUUUACUUCUUGUUUCUGUCAAAAAAAAUAGAGCCAGGCUGUCAGUUCUAAAUCGGAUUUGUUCCAUCUCAAAAACAAGUUAAAUGUGAGAUUAUUUGAAAUGCACUUAAGCGAUUCAGAUGCAGCUCCACUGAUUCUCUAAGAAGAAACUUAAAUGUUGGAAAAGCAAGAAAAUGGGGACAUGUCAGCUUGGUCCCUGCCUCUGGUUCCUCUUGUCUCUCCCCUCUCCUGCAGUAAAAAUCAAUGUGUCCAAAUUGAGUUUUCUUUCCUGAAUGGCAUUAGUAUUGUACUAGAUGUAAAGGGUAGCCUUUUUUUGUUUUGUUUUAUUUGUAAAGUGUGAAUAAAAGAAAAUUUCUUGUUUCCUUUCUAAAAAAGUCAAUUUUUGGUGUUUAUGUGUAAAUCAUGAUUUCUACCUUGACGGUGACCUGCAUUGUUUUUACCUUUGACUUUUCUGAUCUCCACCACAAACCAAAUCCUCCACCAUGACACGUCUCAGCGGGUUGAUUGGUUGCGUUGAAGAAGGAAGUUAUUAAAACCUAACAGGGAUGUUUUAUUUUGCUUUAUUUGGAUGUUUCUUUGCACUAGCUGGAGAGUGCUGGUGUCCGUAGGUUAGGACAGCAGAGCUGUCUCACUAGUGGCUGCAGUUCAGUUUUAGCAAAUACUUUUUCACGGGUUUCAAAAAAAGCUAAAGAAAAAGGAAAAAAAAAAACAUGAAAACGUGUUUGUACGGCAAAGCUAAUGAUGUGCCGCUAGACCGGUCCUGUGAUUUUCUGUUUUAUUUUGUGCUACUAGUCCCAUCUCAUUCUGAUCAUGUGCUUUUUACAGUGGUUCAAUCAGUUAAACUAGAUAGUAUGUUUGAUUCACAAAUCAGUUCUUGUUUCUUCUGAAUACCUGUAGAAUUGCAGCUGACUUUUGUCACCAGUGGGUCACGUUGCAGGCUUUUUAUGUGUUCAGGCUUAUUUAGCUCAGUUUUGUUUUCUUUUUUCAUUUCUUCUCGCUGCAUCUUUUUGUAACGGUGCAAACCAAAGCCGCUCGUAGAACACUUCUGUUUUAGAGGCAACUUUUUACACAAAUCGACCCUUUUUUUUUUAUUUCUCAUUUUGGAAAACUGAACUGCCGUCUUCAUGCAAAGUAAGGCUUUAAAAAAAAACUGUUUUUUUUUUCUCUUCGAUCCUGUUUAGUUUGUCUUUCCAUCAGCUAAACUUGGCAAUAAUGACCAGAAAAAGUCACACAUCCUUUUAUCUUUCAACUUUGAAAUGUAGCCGUUUAAUCCUUAAACUGUUUCGCUCAUCUUAAACCUUCCUACCUGCACCUGGACCCCCCACACACACACAUGCACACAAUCUGUUUUAUCAUCCAUUUUGUAUAUUUGCUCAUUUCCUUGCCAAUUUUAGUGGUAGUUGUUAAAUGAUCAGGAUUGUCUAUCUGUAGUCAGCUGAGUACAUAUAUUGAUCUGUGUCACUGUGUUUAUGCACUGGACCAACUAUUGUUUACCAUUCAUAAAAUACCAGCAAAAAAAAAGGAAAAAAAAAAAGAUGAACACUUG